Messenger RNA from Caenorhabditis bovis, 513 nucleotides. NCBI's taxonomy places the organism in Eukaryota, Metazoa, Nematoda, Chromadorea, Rhabditida, Rhabditidae. The record is from the annotation of a GenBank genome assembly.
AUGAGUGAGUCGCCAAAUCUACCAGCUCCGACCGAUCAAGCUGAUGCUCAAGCACCAUUAGGUCCCGAUAUUUGGGAACCUUAUAUUGAUCAAGUCAACGAUCGUGAUUCGUGGAAAUACUAUGACCUUGAACAUCCGCAGUAUGUUGAGCUUGGAGUAAUACAACCAAUAAAUGCCGAAAACAACGUAAAUCACAAUUUGGUUCCACCUGAGCGAGAAGCUCAUGAUCUCUACGAACUGUUCGACUCUCAUCGUUCAACCGAUUGUGACGUGGCCGCCUUGUACCGCGAGGCAUUCGUAUUGGCGGAAGACAUCAAUGACCCAAAUCUGGAGGUGUCGUUUGAUUUGUGUGCACCGAAGCGAAAACGUACCGAGGAGACCGAUGAUGAAGACGACAACGGGGAUAACAACGAGAAAAAACCGCGUGUAGAAGAAUUGCAAAGUAGUUCGGCAGAGUUGUACUUGAAAAUUGCUCCCGUAAUUGAGCAACACCGCUUCUUUCAGGCAGAAUAA